UCUCUCGUUCUCUGGGAACGAAAGACUAAUUCUUUUGCUUCUUGGACUCUUUUAUUUUUAUUUGUUUAACUAUAGAAUUAGAAGAAAUUGUUUGCUGGAUUGGGCUAGAUUAAGCUAUGGUAAAUCAGAAUCAUAAUUUUAGAUUUAAUUCAGAAUAAAAAUAUAUAAAAAUCAAAACCAUGUCUUCAGCAACCAAGAUCGUCGGUGAACAACUUGCCAUCGCUCUCCCGGAUCUCUCCCUUCAAGAUCAGAACCAGGAGGAGAUGAAGAAUAAAGGGGAUGUUAGCGAAGAAAGUUGCCAAAGUCAUGGUGGAAUAUGUGCGAUAUGUUUAGAUAAAAUAGUUCUACAGGAAACUGCACUCGUAAAAGGCUGCGAGCAUGCUUACUGUGUAACAUGCAUCCUUCGAUGGGCAACAUAUAGUAAAAUGCCUACAUGCCCUCAGUGUAAACAUCCAUUCGAGUUCCUCAAUGUUCAUCAUUCGCUUGACGGCAGGAUCAAUGACUACAUGUUCGAGGAAAGCGUGUGCCUGCUUCUUAGAGCCACAUGGUUUAAACCUUCGACUGUGGAGGAACGCGAAGAGGUAUAUGAUGAACUGGAAGAUUACUAUUACCAUUGCCCUUAUGAAGAUGAUGACAACGAGGAAGAUGAAGUUUAUUACAACAGUGCACCGAUUGUCCGCUUUGGGAAUCGGAGAUGGGGUGAUAACGGAUAUGUAAGGUCAGGGCGCCAAGAAGCCAGACCUGUCCAACGAUCAUCCAGUUCCCAGAAUACUGCUGCCUCCUCAAGUUCAAGUGAGCCCAAGAAGAAAGAAGUUUCGAAAAGUACAAUGGGGCGAAGGGCAAAGCGAGCACUGAAGCGUGAAGCAGCCGAUAAGGCAGCUGCAGCCAAACAUCAAGAGCAUUUGAUGAAGCCGCGGAGGAAGUGAUACCUUUGAUUCAACGUCUUUUUUAUAGAACAUUGAACCAAUGUGCUUAAAAGGGUGAUAUUCGUAAACCUGUAUAAUAUGCUGGCUUUGUACGGUAUUUUCUUUUUCUGGAAGGGCAUGAACAAGGAUUAAUAUA
Messenger RNA from Hibiscus syriacus, 1062 nucleotides. RefSeq lists its product as uncharacterized. Bases 180 to 926 code for a protein of 248 amino acids. Lineage: Eukaryota; Viridiplantae; Streptophyta; Magnoliopsida; Malvales; Malvaceae. The record is from RefSeq and is a predicted model, not a curated record. The transcript is spliced from 4 exons.